Molecule: messenger RNA, 762 nt
Organism: Geodia barretti
Lineage: Eukaryota; Metazoa; Porifera; Demospongiae; Tetractinellida; Geodiidae
Source: the annotation of a GenBank genome assembly
AUGUGUCCGGUUGCUACCAUUGGGAAUCCAAAAGCUAAUGACUUUCAUGAUGGCUCUGUCGAGGCAGCCGUGAAACUGCACCCUUACCUUGAAGAAGGCUUCUUCCUGACUCGCCUCAACCGCUUUGCCGCACUGGUGGAGGUGGCAGGACGGGAGGAAAUGGUGCACGUCGCCAAUUCCGGCCGCCUCCGGGAACUGUUCGUCACCGGGCGCCGGAUGCUCUUGGCCCCCGCUCCUGGCGAACACCGCAAGACCCGCUACGACCUGGCCCUGGUGGACUUGGGGCACACCCUCGUCUCCGCCGACGCCCGUCUGCCAAACACCCUGGUCGCGGAGGCCCUGCACGCAGGAGAUCUACCACCCUACGCCGAAUAUCCGGAAGUGCGUCGGGAGGUAACCUGCGGCGACAGCCGGCUGGACCUGAUGCUGGAGGGGCCAACGGGCAAGUGCUACCUGGAAACCAAGUCGGUAACCCUGGUGGAGGACAACGGCAUGGCCCUGUUUCCCGAUGCGCCCACUACCCGGGGAGUGAAGCACCUGCACACCCUGAUACAGGUCGCCGCCGGGGGGCACCGGGCCGGCGCCAUCUUCGUGGUUCAGCGCAGUGACGCCCGUUUCCUUGUACCCCACGAUGACGCCGAUCCCGAGUUUGGCAGGGCCUUGCGCGAAGCCAGGGCCGCGGGCGUGGAGGUCCGCGCCUAUAGUUGCGCGGUCACACCCGAGGAAAUUCGGUUGGCUGAACCAAUACCGGUUAACUUGUGA